GUUGAGCCAUAAAGCCAGGCCCGCUCAGGGGUGAGUGGAGCUGGGUCUGGGCAUGAAGGGGGUGGGGCAGGUGGAGUAGGGGGGGCCCUUAUCUCCUGCUGAGCUGGUGGUGCUGGUAGAUCCAGUUGCAAGCUCUUUGUGACUGAAAGGGGAGCCCACGCCUGCUCACAGCCACCACCUGCCUCCCUGCUGACUGGUCCGUGUUAGGCCAGUAACGCGAGCCCCAAGGAGGGAGCCGCAGAGCACCCUGGGUCCUCCCCACCCCCGGCCACCCUCUGGCUGGACACAGCCACCCAGCAGAGCAGAUGCAGGCUGCCGCCCCUGCGUACCUCCCCCAGCAUGCUGCCGCCACAGGGUCCCCGGGCCUCCGAAGAGGGCACAGCCUCUGGGCCCCAGCGAGGCGACUGCGUCAUCUGCUACUCGGCCUAUGACCUCACCAGGCACCUACCCCGCCGCCUCUACUGCGGCCACACCUUCUGCCAGGCGUGCGUGCGGCGGCUGGACACGCCAGCCCACGAGCAGCGCUGGAUCCCCUGUCCGCAGUGCCGCCAGAGCACGCCCGUGCCCCGCGGAGGGGUGGCCAUGCUGGACCUCGACCUGGCUGCCUUCCUGGCCGUCAGGGCCGAGCGGGAGCCUCCUCGCCCGGAACCCCAGCCCCCCACGCCCAUCAAAGGCAGCACCACCACCACUCAGCAGCCGGCCGGGCUCUGCCCCUCCUUGAGCCCCCAGCCCCACUUCCCCCAGCCCCGAUGCUGCUGCUGGGGCUGCAGCGGCCUCUGCUGGGACCCCCUGGGCAGCCCCGAGGUCUGA
Hippopotamus amphibius kiboko is the source of this 810-nucleotide messenger RNA. RefSeq names its product ring finger protein 224 (gene RNF224). NCBI's taxonomy places the organism in Eukaryota, Metazoa, Chordata, Mammalia, Artiodactyla, Hippopotamidae. The transcript is spliced from 2 exons. The record is from RefSeq and is a predicted model, not a curated record. The coding region runs from base 340 to 810 and encodes 156 amino acids.